This is a messenger RNA of Lolium rigidum, 1638 nucleotides long. RefSeq lists its product as uncharacterized. The record is from RefSeq and is a predicted model, not a curated record. The transcript is spliced from 2 exons. The coding region runs from base 6 to 1265 and encodes 419 amino acids. Lineage: Eukaryota; Viridiplantae; Streptophyta; Magnoliopsida; Poales; Poaceae.
ACGAGAUGCCGCACCGCUCCUUCGACGACGCGCUGGCCGCGGCGCGGCCGUUCCUCCGCGGCGAGGACUCCGACACCGACCCAUCCCUCCCCGCCCUCGCCGCCGUGCUGCGCGCCGCCGGCGCGGGCGAGUGCUGGCACAAGCACGGCACUUUCCUCGCGCACCUCCUCGAGGUCCACCGGAUCCUCCGCCUCUGGGCGACCCCCGACGCCGUGUGCCGCUGCGGCCUCUACCACUCCGCCUACUCCAACUCCUACGUCAACCUCGCCAUCUUCGAGCCCGACGUCGGCCGCGCCCGCGUCGCCGCCGUCGUGGGGGACGAGGCCGAGCGGCUCGUCCACCUCUUCUGCGUCGUCCCGCGCCAGCAGAUCGUGCACGACGACCUGCUCUUCCACUACGCCGACCACGACCUCGUGGCCGACCUGGCCCGCUCCGAGGACUCCCUCCGGGACGCGCGCCAGGGGGUGUUCCAGGAGGACGAGCCCUGGCGCUGCAAGAUCCAGCGGCUCCUCCCGGCCGCUGGAAUCACUGUCAAGCACAUCAGGACCGGCGAGGAUGUGGCUCUCUCUAGGCGGGUAGCAGCGACAUUCCUUCUGAUGACAAUGGCAGACUUCAGUGACCAGCUAUUCGACUGGCAGGACCGCCUCUUCGAUAACACCAAUGGCCGCCUUGAGUUUCGUGGCAAUACCUGGACAUCGCUGUGGCCUGGCACCGGCAAACCUGGCCUCUGGACCACGUCCAUCUCCCGCAUGGGGGCGCUCUACAGCCUCAUCGUGCGUGAAGAGGAGAUAUACAUUGCUCAACGGGGGCACACCACAGGCAAAGAAGGCGCUGACCCUGCCACACGUGACGAGGACAUCGCCCUAGUGAUCCCUCCGGUAUUCGAUGGCUGCACCAAGGUGCUCAACGCCGAUGACCAGAAGGCAGCGCGAGACCUCUACUGGGAGGCAGUGUGCAGCGACGAAGACGGGAUGGACCGGUGUAAAGUCGAGGAGCUCCUCCGGCAGAGCAUCGACAAGAACCCGUUUGUGGGGGAGCCUCGGCUGGUUCUCGCGCAGGUGUGUCUCAACACGGAGAUGUACGAGGAGGCGCAGGAGCAGGCCGAGGAAGGGCUAAAGCUGCUGCUGGAGUGGGGGAGCAGCUGGGACAAGAGGAUGCCAUGGGAGGCGUGGGUGUCAUGGGGCAGAGCAAUGCUGACCAAGGCCAAGGAGAAGGACUGGCCUCACACCUCCUUCGGCAUCAUCAGCCUAGGGCUUGUGAAGUAGCUGCUUGUGUCAUGAUAUCAUCGUACGGUUAGCACGAAAGGUAUGAAAUGAUAUACCUACAGCAGUUGAAUAAAUCACUUCACGGACACGAAGAUGGAUUCUUGUUCCUUCCUUGUAAAAAAGAUGCAAUUGUGAUCAUCUUACAGUCUGUAUUGAUGUCCAUACACAAGUCUCAAGCAAAAAAAAUGCUUUGGAUGCAUCAACACCAAUAUUCUCCGUAGAAGUUAAAACAACUGAGAAUUGCCCGAAUUGUAUUAUAUGAACACCAAAUCAGGGAUGUUCUGUCCUGUACUAUAACAACUUGUUUUGAAGAUUUUCAUAUACCAGAAGAUAUACUAAUUAAGUUAUGUGGACAACAUACAAGUUUGUUGCA